Molecule: messenger RNA, 3237 nt
Organism: Anguilla anguilla (European eel)
Lineage: Eukaryota; Metazoa; Chordata; Actinopteri; Anguilliformes; Anguillidae
Gene: znf703
Product: zinc finger protein 703
Exons: 2
Coding region: 586-2445 (619 amino acids)
Biological process (GO): negative regulation of DNA-templated transcription
Cellular component (GO): nucleus
Source: RefSeq, a predicted model, not a curated record
GAGGAUUGGACAGCGGUUGUUCGCUUUGAAGUUCUCCUUCAGAUCUACAAUAUUUGAAGUGUUCAUGGUAGAGAGGAAUGCGCGUUGAGAAAGAGAACGGAGUGCUAUUGGGACUGCUUAUGCGUAUCUGGCGCGGACAUCCGCGUUUGGGAUUUCUUGUUUUUUUCUAAUUUCCCUUAUCCCAUAUUUCUCUCAGUCUUUCCGCUCGUAGACGGUUCUAUUUUGGGGUUUCUUUCCCUUCUUCCCCUCCUUCCUGACAGUAGCAGCGGUGGAGACUAGUAUCCUUUCUGAAAAAGAAAUAGGAGAGAAGACGGAUCGGGGUUGGGAGUGAUGAACCGCAGACGACAGAGCGUUCCUCUAUUGCUUUAAGGCUAAAAGACAAUCACCCGCUCUGAUUUUGCUGGGACGACGCAAGGGUAAAGAAAGGCUUCGCUUGGAUUACAAAAAAAAUAAAUAAAUAAAUAAAUAAAUAAAGGGCGCGACAGAAGGGCGUACAGUUUAUUGAUUUUGUAAUGCGUACAUAAAUGCUUUCUGAAACAUUCCACACCGCUGCCCUCGCCCGAACCCUGCUCCGCCUCGCUCCAAAUGAACGAUUCUCCUGGUGAGUCUCGAGCACGUACAGGCAGUCAGACACCCGGACGGACCAGCGGCGACAGUGACGGCAGCAGAAGCGAGUGUUCCUCCAAGGACCUCAGUACUAAAAAACCUGCGGCGACUGCACUCCCCCCUUCGGAUCCUACUCGCCAGGCAAAGCGGCUGCCCAUUCGGAUUCUCAAGAUGUUGACCGCGCAUAGCCACUUGCUGCACCCGGAUUACCUCCAGCCGCUGACCUCUGCGCCAGUAAGCAUUGAGCUGGAUGCCAAGAAGAGUCCCCUGGCUCUGCUGGCUCAGACCUGUUCUCAGAUCGGGAAGCCAGACCCGCCUCCCACCACCAAGCUGGGCUCCAUCGCCUCCAGCAGCCUGGCGGACAAGGACGGCGGCAGCGGCCAGUCCUCGGGGUCCAGCCUCAAACACGGAGGGGAGCAGCACCAGUCCCUGGAGGACAAGUCCAGCUUCAAGCCGUACUCCAAAGUGGGCGGGGAGUGCCGGAAGGACGGGGCUGGCGGGAACGGCGGGGCGGACAAGGCCGGGUUCCGGGUGCCCGGCGGCGGCGGCGGCGGCGGCGGCGGCGGCGGCUCCGGCGCGGUCUCUUGCUCGGCCUUCCCCCCGCACGCCGCCUCCCCGAACUCCAGGACUGGCUCCGGCUCCGGCUCAGGCUCCGGCUCCGGGUCUUCCCCGCAGCACGCCCAGCUGCAGCCGCACAGACAAGCCUCUCAGUCCCCCCUCACCCUGCCGGCCCAGCACCCCCAGGCCCUGCACGCCAACCCCAAGCCAGCAGGGGGCGACUCCGGCAACACGGACGGCGGGAGCGGGGGUUUGAAAAAGGAGGCGGAGCCGUGCAAGUCGGCGCUGGACGGCGCCCAGCUGGCCAACUCCAGCCACGCCCGAGCCAGCGCCAACUCCAGCAACGCCAGCUCCGACGGCAGCCCGCACCACGACUCGGGGAAGGCCGACUCGAACCCCUCCCAGCAGCCCGGCGGCCUGGGGGCCGGCCACGUGGCCCCCGUCUCCCCGUUCAAACCGGGCCACUCCGUCUUCCCCCUGCCCCCCUCCAGCAUGGGCUACCACGGCUCCAUCGUGGGCGCCUACGCGGGCUACCCCUCCCAGUUCGUGCCUGGGCUGGAUCAUACCAAGUCUGCCCUGGUCGGAGGGGGGAUCGGGGUCGCGGGGAAGCACCCCAGCUCCAGCCCGCUCACCGGAGCCUCGCCCCCCUCGUUCAUGCAGGGCCUGUGCCGGGACCCGUACUGCCUGACGUACCCCAACGCCCCCCACCUGGGGGGCAGCAACUGCACGUCCUGCGUCCACGACCCCUCCGCCCUGAAAUCGGGGUUCCCCCUGGUGUACCCCACCCACCCUCUGCACUCCCUGCACCACAACGCCCUGUCGUCCAGCGUCACCCCGUCCCUGUCCCACCCCCUGUACACCUACGGCUUCAUGCUGCCCAACGAGCCCCCCCCCCACGCCUGCAACUGGGUGUCCGCAGGGGGGCCGUGCGACAAACGCUUCUCCAGCUCCGAGGAGCUGCUGGCCCACCUGCGCUCGCACACCGCCCUCUCCGGCCUGGACAGCGGCAAGCUCCUCUCCGCCUACCCCUCCUCCAUCUCCUCCUCCGCCGCUGCCUCCUGCCACCUCCACCUCCCUCCGCCCAGCUCCCCCGGCUCCUUCUCCCUGCGGGCCCCCCCGAGCCUGGGCCUGGCCCGGUACCACCCCUACGGCAAGGCCCACCUCCCCACGGCCGCCGGCUCCCUCCCCAUGCACUCCCUCCAGGCCUCCGCCCCCUACUACUCCCCCUACGCCCUCUACAGCCAGAGGCUAGGCUCCGCCUCCGCGCUGGGCUACCAAUGACAGGCGGGGGGCGGAGCCGGGCCCACAGUUGGAUGCAUUCGCCAGGGAGCCGCACCGGGUUGAGCCAGGCCCCCGCGGGGGGGUGGGGGAGGCCAUCGCCGGAUUGGACCGUGCUUGCAGGCUUAUUGGAGCUGGGAUUCCAUCUUGCUCUUCCACCGGGGAUUCUUAACGCCCCAGAGGGGUGCUCCCAAAGAUGAGGGUGGGGGGGGGGGACACAGCGGCGAGGAGGGACGGUCCCGCAGAGGUAUCCUGGCGACGCUUGGCGAGGAGGAAUACCAAGUGGAGAUGGUCGCAUGCAAGUUUGACUCUUUGAGUGUGUGGGAUUCGUUUUUGUUUUUAAGAUUUUGAUUUAUCUUUUUUUGGGGGGCUUUUUUUUCCUCCCAGACUGACAAAGUGUAUUUAUUUUCAAUGGAGCGCUUGGCUUUCGAGUUGGGGAAAAUUUUUAUUAUCCAAAAUGCAUUGUUCUUAAUCUUAUUAUUAUGAUAAUUAUAAUGAUGAUAAAAUAUUAUGCUUAUUAUUACACUUUUUUUAUUAAAAGUUUUGUGGUAUGCAACAUGGCAAAACAUGAACUGCAAGCUUCUUAAUAAGGAAAAACCGCCCCUCCCCUUUCUUCCACCAAAAAAAACUUGUAUUCUUUCUUUUUCUAGAAUUUUCCUUCCUUUUUUUAAUCCAUCCUUCUGCAGUCCAGCGCCCCCGCCUUCUGGUGGGGUGAUGACACGCAUGUCCAAACAGACAGGGCUUAAAUAAAAUGCCUUUUAUUUUUGAUUUAAGCAGCUGAUAAUGAAAAAAAAA